Cherax quadricarinatus is the source of this 1946-nucleotide messenger RNA. The record is from RefSeq and is a predicted model, not a curated record. NCBI's taxonomy places the organism in Eukaryota, Metazoa, Arthropoda, Malacostraca, Decapoda, Parastacidae.
UUCUCAUUAGUUUUAGAUCUAGCAGGGAUACCUGUAACCUUUUCCCCUUUCAUGUCAUUUACAUAUUCAAAUAAUGUGGUUGUGUUGUGUAUGUAUGCCAGUAUUUCAUUAUUACAUUCGGGGGAAUGGCUGGGAGCUAACUUAGAGGAUUCAUACGUCUGGUGGAAUUAAAAUCAUUCAAGAUCGAUCUAAGGAAGGGUUACGACGGAACCAGUUCUUUGCAUCAAGAGCGUCCCACAAACCUCUCACAAGACGUGGCGGAGAUAUAACCACAGGUGUUAUAUUGCAGGUGCAGCAUGCAACAUCUGCUACUAGUAUUAUUACUGGUGUGUGGCCUCUCCAUCACCGGGUCAUCAAUGACACAGGGGUCGCAGAGGUACCCACACUUCCACGCAUCAGACCAGGCUGCAGUUAAGACAACAGUGACAGUGCCUAAUAGUAGCAGCAGCAGUGAUGAUGAAAUGGACAUAUAUAGGAGUACAAGAACAACUUUACGAAGACACACACAUAACCUGUUGAGUAAUAAUAUCCAACCACUGCUGAGAAAUUGUGAUUCCUACCUAGAGUGGUAUUCUGCAUUUGUCACCUCACACACUCUGGCCCACACACACCAAUAUUCUCCAUCAGUCCUGUUGUAUGAUCCUACAUUAUCACAGAUGGAUACUUCCAGUACUAUUAUGUAUUCUUCCCAAGGCAAUAGAGAACCACUGGAUGGUUCGCUGUGUCCUCUAGAGUAUGCUCAUGUUUUUUUGUAUCCCCUACUGUGCAAUACCAGAAUGAUAGCCUGUAUGAUGAAUGCAACAAAAAAGAAGGAAAAUGGAAAAAUACCAAGUAUGAAAUCAAUGAAGACAUUAAUAAAAAACAGGCAAUACAUAAUGGAGGACUUAAUUAGGAAAAAUAUUAAGGCAAGUGACACAAGGUUUGCAAUGGUGAAAAAUGCAGGAAAAAGAAACAAGUUAAAGGUGCAACACAAUGCAAAGACUCAUACGUGUAUGCAUAAGGAUGCUAUGCAAGAAACAAGAAUGUCAAAGCAAUUUCAAGCAAAGGAGCAGUCAUCUAGUCCAACAUUAGCAAGCAAACUCUUGAAGCUAAGUGUUACUUCCACAUCCUUACUUAGUAACAGGUCUAGAUUUAUGUUUGCACACAUUAACAAUAAGAAAUCUGCACAGAUACAUAUGUCAGAGAAAGAGAGGGAGGUAGAAUCUAAAAUAGCUUUACCAACAGCAGCAGUCCCAGAGGAGAAAGCUCUCCCUUCUGUCCCAGUGGUGAUCACUACACCUCUGUUUUUACUUAGGAAGGUCAUCAGGAAAGAGGAUAGCUAUGGUAGAGCCUCAGUGAGAGAGAGGCAAAUAACAAAGCGUCAUAACAAAGUGUCAGAUCACUGGACUUAUGGACGAUUCUUGGUAUCACCCCAACAGCAACAGCCUAGCCUUCUCCCACACACAGGCCUUCCAAGCAUUGGUAACACCACACUGAAUCACACAAACUCUUUCCCAUCAAAUUGUUCAGUGGGUAAGGUAUCCUUGUCACUUCUACCAUACUUCAGUGAGGAACCUCACCAUCAUCGUCCAUUGUCACAUUCUGCUAGAGUGCCACUGCUACUAGUGUCUUCACCACCACUGUCACACCUGAAUCAAACACAGACAUACAUUUUUUCCAACAGGAAAUAUCCUAAAGUUGAAAAAUACAAAAUAAAUAAAGCUUAUUUGCAUCUUAAAGACUCACCAGCAUCCAAGAAUAAAGAAAAAAAAAAGGCACACACUCUUGUUCAUCUUCUGCAGAGACCUGCUAAGAAAACUCACAAACCACACCAGAAUGGUGUCCCACUCACAACCUACAGAGAAGAGUCAAGAGGGUGUGGCACUUUGCGAGGCAAAUGGUCAUCAACAUUCCUUCCUAUGGGUCCAAAACGGUACCCUUUUCAACCAGCAAUUACUGACCUGUGA